AGCACAUCAGAAGCAAAACGGCGCGUAUUCUAUUCUGCAUCCUUCUCCUCCACCACAACAACCUUGCUCGCUACACUCCUCUUUCUCUCAUGUGGAGCGCGAGCAACAAAUCGAGAUCAAUGCCAACGGCACCUCAUCCUCACCACCACCAGACUCGGUGCACUCGCACACACCAGAUCGGAUCCUUACUCAUCUUCGUAGCCACCUUCUUCGUCACCAGGCUCUUCGACCGCUCCUUCGCCCCGUGCACCCUCACCGCCGAUACGGUGCGCGCGUCGCACCAUAACAACUUCAUUGCACUCGAAUCCCAACUCUCCCUCAAGAUCUACGUUUACGAACCCCAAGAAAUCAACGGCUUGAACGAACUCAUGCACGGAAGGGACGGUAAGAUCACAGAAGAAGCUUGCUUGAAAGGCCAGUGGGGCACUCAGGUGAAAAUACACAAGCUACUCUUAAAUUCAAGAUAUCGAACGCGAAAGAAAGAAGAAGCGGAUCUGUUCUUUGUUCCAUCGUAUAUUAAAUGCGCGCGAAUGAUGGGUGGUCUUAACGACAAAGAAAUUAACCAGACCUAUGUUAAAGUCAUUAGCCAAAUGCCAUAUUUUCGCUUAUCUGGAGGCCGCAACCACAUUUUUGUUUUCCCCAGUGGAGCAGGAGCUCAUUUGUUCAAAUCUUGGGCGACGUAUAUAAAUCGCUCCAUUAUUCUUACCCCGGAGGGAGAUCGGACUGAUAAAAGAGAUACGAGUGCCUUUAAUACAUGGAAAGAUAUAAUCAUUCCAGGUAACGUUGAUGACGGUAUGACUAAAGCUGGGGCUACUUUGGUCCAGCCUUUACCUUUGUCAAAGCGGAAGUACUUAGCAAAUUAUUUAGGACGUGCACAAGGAAAAGCUGGCCGAGUUAAGCUAAUAGAGCUUUCAAAACAGUUUCCAGAUAAGUUGGAAUGUCCAGAUUUGAAAUUUAGUGGACCAGACAAGUUGGGAAGGAAAGAUUACUUUGAACACUUGCGCAAUUCCAAGUUUUGCCUCGCUCCACGUGGGGAGUCAUCUUGGACCCUUCGCUUCUACGAGUCUUUUUUUGUGGAAUGUGUUCCAGUUAUAAUAUCCGAUCAAACAGAAUUGCCAUUCCAGAAUGUCAUUGAUUACAGCCAGAUAUCGAUAAAAUGGCCAUCCAGUAGAAUAGGUCCUGAACUUUUGCAGUACCUGGAAUCUAUACCAGAUAAAGAAAUAGAAGCAAUAAUAGCUCGCGGUAGACUAGUUAGGUGCUUAUGGGUCUAUGCUUCAGAUUCAGAACCUUGUUCAGCAAUGCGUGGAAUUUUGUGGGAACUCCAGAGGAAAGUGAGGCAAUUUCACCACUCGGCUGAAACAUUUUGGUUGCAUAAUGGAUCUAUUGUAAAUAGGAACUUAGUUGAAUUUUCCAAAUGGGAACUCCCUAUGCCUUUGCCUUGAUAAGAUGGGAGGUAGGUUUCUUGUAUAAAUCAUUUAUUGGUAUAGCUAUUUUUCCAAUCAUAAUUUGUUACAAGCUUAUAUGAGUUAUUGUUGAUUGUCAUCUAAUAUUAUUACACAAAACAAA
Gastrolobium bilobum is the source of this 1566-nucleotide messenger RNA. Its product is annotated as probable beta-1,4-xylosyltransferase IRX10. Bases 90 to 1442 code for a protein of 450 amino acids. Gene Ontology annotation, molecular function: glycosyltransferase activity. The record is from RefSeq and is a predicted model, not a curated record. NCBI's taxonomy places the organism in Eukaryota, Viridiplantae, Streptophyta, Magnoliopsida, Fabales, Fabaceae. The transcript has 8 exons.